Messenger RNA from Alligator mississippiensis (American alligator), 7530 nucleotides. It is a transcript of the gene LY75, whose product is annotated as lymphocyte antigen 75. The record is from RefSeq and is a predicted model, not a curated record. Gene Ontology annotation, cellular component: signaling receptor complex; plasma membrane. The coding region runs from base 1 to 6540 and encodes 2179 amino acids. The transcript is spliced from 43 exons. Gene Ontology annotation, molecular function: signaling receptor activity; iron ion binding; oxidoreductase activity, acting on paired donors, with incorporation or reduction of molecular oxygen. NCBI's taxonomy places the organism in Eukaryota, Metazoa, Chordata, Crocodylia, Alligatoridae.
AUGUCGGGAGCGGCGGGGCGCGCGCGGGCCGCCGCCGCCGCCUGCGGGGUGCUGCUGCUCGCUGCCGCCGGGGGCCUCGUGCUCGGGCCCGCCGCAGCCUCAGGUAGUGGUGCAUUUACUAUUCGCCAUGAAAGAACCAGCAAGUGCCUACAAGUUAAAAACUCACGGAUAGUGACAGCAGACUGCAAAGAGACACAUGAGACCUUAUGGAAAUGGGUCUCCCGAAAUCGCCUUUUCAAUUUGGGAUCCAAACAGUGCCUUGGACUAAAUCUAGCCAAUCUUCAAUCUCCUUUGAAAAUGGUUGAUUGUAACUCCCAGCUUAUGCUUAUGCUAUGGUGGCGAUGUGCUGAUGCUUCUGUAGUUGGUGCGUCCCGGUACAAGCUGACUUUGAAGAAUGAAAUUGUUGUAACUGCAAGUAUAAAUUCAUCAGACUGCUGGAGAAGAAACAACUCUUCUGAUGAUAUCUGCCAACAGCCUUAUCGGGAGAUCUUUACCAAGGAUGGCAACUCCUAUGGAAAGCCCUGCGAGUUCCCCUUUCUAGUUAAUAAGACCUGGUAUCAUGAUUGUAUUCGGGACAAAGCACAUACAGGUGGUGAAUGGUGCGCCACAUCUGACAAUUAUACUCGGGAUGGCUCCUGGGGAAUCUGCUUAAAACCAGAGGAUGGUUGUCAUGAUAUCUGGGAACAUGAUCCAGGAGCUGAAAGUUGUUACCAGUUAAACACACAGUCUGCUCUUUCUUGGAAAGAUGCUUAUAUUUCAUGCCUAGGACAAGGGGGAAAUUUAUUGAGCAUCCAAAAUGCAACUGAAUUAACUUACAUACAAGCUAAAGAUGGCAUUGCAGAGAGAUUUUGGAUUGGUUUAAACCAGCUGGACAUUUUUGGAGGUUGGCAAUGGUCAGACCACACACCCUUGAAUUUUAUUAACUGGAAUUCAGACAUGCAAAAUUCAUCUCCUUUGGGUGGGUCAAGUUGUGUAACGAUGGAUGCUACCUUUGGUCAGUGGCAAAGUUUCCACUGUGAUACUCCACUUCCAUACAUCUGCAGGAAACCAUUCAACAAUACAAAUUCAGAAUUGCCAGCCUCUUCAGUCUCAGAUGUUUGGAAAUACAUGGAGACUCGGUGCGAUUCAGGCUGGCUCCCACACCAUGGGUUUUGCUAUAUGCUGGUAAAUAACCAGGUUUCCUGGAGUGGAGCAGAUCAGUUUUGCAAAGCAAAAAACAGUGACCUCAUCAGCAUACAUUCUUUAGCAGAAGUUGAAUUGAUUGUUACAAAGCUUCAAAAUGAAACUAAAGAGGAAAUGUGGCUGGGUCUCAUGAAUGAAGAUAUGCCAGCUUUGUUUAAAUGGUCUGAUGGAUCCAAAGUGGUUUUCACUUACUGGGAUCAGAAUGAACCAAACAUUCCUUUUAACAGCACUCCGAACUGUGUAUCAUAUUCGGGACAGUUGGGCCGGUGGAGAAUCAAAUCCUGUGAAGAGAAGUUCAAGUACGUGUGCAUGAAAAAAGGAGAGAUUUUGAAUGAAACAAAAUCUGAUAGACUUUGUUCCCUGAAAGAGGGGUGGGAGAGACAUGGAGACUACUGUUAUACCAUUCGUAACAGUGAAGUAUCAUUUGGAGCCCAGUGCAAUCUUACAGUAAUGAAUAGAUUUGAGCAAGAAUUUAUAAACAGUUUGAUUGGAAAAUAUAGUAAAGUUGAAGCAAAAUACUUCUGGAUUGGCUUACAAGAUAUCAGUCAUUCAGGAAGGUAUACCUGGGGCAAUGUAGAUGGGGAAGAAAAUGAAGCUGUGACAUAUACAAACUGGAAUUCAUUGCAGCCAGCAUUUUCAGGAGGAUGUGUGGCAAUGUCAAAUGGGAAAUCCCUUGGAAAGUGGGAAACCAAGGACUGUAAAACAUUUAAAGCUUUUUCUAUUUGCAAAAAAAAUAUUGGGCCACCCAAACAGCCAAAAGUACUGCCUCAGCCAACUGAUCAGUGUCCUCCUGGAUGGCAAAAUGGAUCAGGCCUUGCCUGCUAUAAGUUCUUUCAUAGAGAGAGAGUGCUGAGAACCAGGACAUGGGAAGAGGCAGAGAGAUUCUGUGAAGCACUAGGAGGGCAUCUCCCUAGUUUUAGUCACCAUGAAGAAAUGAAGGAACUCCAUUCUAUGCUAAGAGACAUAAUCAGCAAUGAUCGAUGGGUAUGGGUUGGACUGAACAAGAGGGAUCCAGAUUCUCUAGGAACUUGGCAGUGGAGUGAUGAUAACUCUGUGACCACUGUUAUGCCACUUGAUUACCAAGAAGAUGUCUAUGAUACUAGAGACUGUGCUGCAUUAAAGACCAUUCGAAUUUCGCGUAGACAGUACUGGAGAUUUUAUCCAUAUGAAGGCAAAGAAUUGGAUUUUUACUUGAAACCUUUCCACUGUGAUGCUAAACUUGAGUGGGUUUGUCAGAUAACAAAAGGUAGCACUCCAAAGACGCCAGAGUGGUACAUACCAGAUGAAGUUGGAAUUCAUGGACCAUCGCUGGUUAUUGAUGGAUCUGAAUAUUGGUUUGUGUUGGACAAGCACCUGAGCUACCAAGAAGCUUCUUUCUACUGUGAAAAAAAUGAUAGUGACUUAGCAUCUGUGGAAUCUUAUACAAAACUAAGGGCAGUCCUAAGUCAAAUAGAUAUGUUGGCAGGUGAAGAACAGAAAUGGUGGUUGAAAUUCAUAGAUUAUGAAUAUCAUUCACCUUUACAGUUACAUCCACGUUUCUAUGGUCGAUUCUGGAGGGAUUGUGUGUAUAUUUCUAGAAGGACCUGGUAUAAAGGCUACCCAACAAACUGUCAUUUGAAACUGCCCUUCAUUUGUGAAAAAUAUAAUGCAUCCUUACUGGAGAAACAUGAUCCACAAUAUCGCCCAACAAAGGGAGGCUGUCCUGAAGACUGGAUUCAGUUUCGGAACAAGUGUUUUCUGAAGCUCAAACGUAGAUAUUUAACAUUUAAAGCUGCCAAUGAAAUGUGUGAAACUUUUGGAGGCACUCUUCCAUCAAUCACAAGCCAAGCUGACCAAGAUUUUAUAACAUCUUUGCUUCCUGAUAUGCCAAAAAACAUUUGGAUUGGUUUGCAGAUUUUGUACAGCACAAAGGAAAAUAAAUGGGUAGAUGGUAGUAAAUUGGUAUACAGCAACUUUCAUCCAUUGCUAAAAGGAAAGCAAAGGAGGAUUCCAAUUAAUUUGUUUGAUGAGGAAAUGAACAAUCAGUGUGCUGUAGUACUCAAUGAUCCCAAAACGAUGCGUGUUGGAGCAUGGAAUUUCACUUCAUGUGGUGACACACACUUUUUGUGCGUAUGCCAGAAGCCAGUGGACCUAGAACAUGCUGAAAACCUGACACAGCCAGUCCUUAAGGAAACAUUGAACUAUCAAAAUGUCCAGUACAGAAUAAUUCUGAAAAAUUUGUCCUGGUAUGAUGCAGUAAUGAAGUGCAGGGAGAAUAACAUGAUGCUGGUUAGCAUCACAGAUCAGUACCAACAGGCCUUUCUUGCUGUCCAAGCUGCCCAUUACAAUUACCCACUCUGGAUUGGACUCUCCAGCACUGACGAUGAAAAACAUUAUGACUGGUCAGAUGGAAAGCACAUUAGUUUCAGUCACUGGUCUGAACAAGAUGAAGAAACAAGUGAAGACUGUGUGUUUUUGGAUACUGAUGGAUUCUGGAAAACUUCUGAGUGUUCCUCUGAAAAACUAGGUGCUAUUUGCUACUUGCCACAAAAUGAAACUGAAAAAGAAAAAGUUGUUGAACAUAUUACAUGUCCACACAAAGUUAAAAAUACACCAUGGAUAUCAUUUAAGAACAGUUGUUACACUUUCAUGGUAACAAAUGACAGAUGGCGAGAACUGAGAUCUCAAGAAGCUCAUCAUUUAUGCAAAAAAAUGAAUCCGGAUGCAUUUGUUUUGAAUAUUAGAAAUGAGGAAGAAAACAACUUUGUUGUUGAACAGCUUCGUUCUUUAAGUGGCCUAGCUACAUGGGUAUGGUUGGGCUUAAUUUAUGAUGAUGCUGAUAAUUUUCUGAAGUGGUAUGAUGAAACUUACCUGUCUUACCAAAACUGGAGAGAAGGCAGACCUAAUGUAAAAAAGAAUCAGUUUUUUGCUGGUAUAAAUUAUGAUGGUUUCUGGGAUAUUUACAACUACACAACAGAUUGGCAUCCUCAGCACUUCAAUCUGCACAGUAUUCUUGCCUGUAAAAUUGAAAUGGGGCCAAGAGAGACUAAACCGCCAUUGCCUGCUUCUAUACCAUAUGGAGAUAACACAUACAAGAUCCUCCAGAAAAAAUUAACCUGGUAUGAGGCACUGAAAGAAUGCAAAAAAAAUGGGAUGGAUUUAGCCAAUGUACACAAUGAAUCCCAGCAGCUGUUUCUGGAUGAUAUUGUAAAACGUGAUGGUUACCCACUGUGGCUUGGGUUGUCAAUCCAUGAUGGAAGUAAAUCUAAUUUUGAAUGGUCUGAUGGAAGUAUGUUUGACUACAAUCCCUGGGAAUUAGAAAGCUCAGCAUCUACUGGGAACUGUGUUCUGUUGGAUCUGAAAGGGUUUUGGAAUCGUACAAAGUGUACAGAUGUUGCUGAGGGUGCCAUUUGCUAUACCUCUUCAAAAAAGAGACAACUACAACUGCAGCAAACAAAAGGCUCUCCCAGAUGUCCACAGAAUACAGGAACAUAUCAGUGGCUUCAAUAUAAGGAGCACUGCUAUGCAUUUGACAUGGCAUUUUACAAUUUUUCGGUAUAUACUGCAGAAGAUGCUAAAAACGUUUGCCAAAAAUUGGAUCCAUCUGCAACACUUCUCACUAUAAAGGAUGCUGAUGAAAAUAAAUUUGUCAGCACACAGAUAAGAGAAAAUGACCUUAUCACUAAAAGUGUGUGGCUUGGAUUGUCUCAGAACUCCAAGGAUCAGUCAUUGACCUGGCUUGAUGGCUCAGCACUUAAUUAUGCCAACUGGGGAAAUGGAACUUCAGAAGUUAGUGGUAAAUGCAGUGUUAUCGUAUCCACAAAUGGAGCAUGGUCUACAGUUGACUGCAAUAAUAGUCAAAGGAGAGUUGUAUGUAAAGCUCCUCUAGGUUCUAAUCGUGCUGGUGUGGCCAUAGCAUUUGCUCUCUUCAUAAUCAUAAUCCUAAUUGCUGGAUUAAUUUGGUAUCUCCAUAAAAAGAAACGGCUUCAGUGGGGUGGCUUCUCUGCAGUACGUUAUCAAAGGGGGAUGAAUGAAGAGGAAACUGAUAACAUGUUUGCUAAAGAUGGUUAUAUUAUUCUGAGUGAAGGGAAAUAUCACGAGUUAGAGCCACUAUCUUCAAAUGAAAUAAAAUUUUUAAAAAUAAAUACCCAUGCCAUAUUUAAGUCAGAGCCUGUUGUGGGUUCAUACAUGAAUAGUCAGUCAUGUCUUCCAAAGAUGAUAGUGAAUGUCAACACAGCAGAAAACUUAGGAUCGUCUUCCUUUUCCAAGAUCUACGAGGAAUCCUCUUCUACCCACAAGCCCCUGGAAGGUGUUUUGGAGCUCAGCGCCCCGCCCCAAGGGGCCGGGCUGCAAUCCUGGCUCGUGGGGUCACCCCGCCCCCCCGGCGGCCCAGCCCGCGGGGCAGGCCCCUGGUGGUGGGGGCGGGCCCGGGAGGCUCCGCGUCGCUCGGUUCCCUGCUCUGGGGCUGGAGCCAUGGGCGCCCCCGUUCCCGCCCGCCGCCGCCUGCUGCUGCUGCUGCUGCUCGCCGCCCCGCUUCCCGCCGCGGCGGAGUGCCCUUCAUCUGUCUGGAUUCCAUUUGGAAGUUACUGCUAUGCUUUUUUUCAAGGAACAUUAAACAAUGUGGAGAGUGUUGAGGAUGCCAGGGAUCUCUGUAAAGGCAAUGCUUCUGGUGCAGAUAUUAUUAGUAUAAAAAAUGAAAAGGAAAAUACGUUUAUACUGGAAACUUUCAAAACUCACUGGCAAGGCCCUGAUUACAUUUUGUUGGGCAUGAUUUUUGAUACAGAUGAUAAUUCUUUCAAGUGGUAUGAUGAGUCAGAAAUGAAUUUUACCAAGUGGACUGAGGAGAUUGAUGAAGUGCUCAUGAAUACAUGUGCUUUUAUGAACACUAAGUCGGGGAAAUGGGAAAAAAAGAGUUGUGAAGAGUUUCCUCUGACAGGGACCCUUUGUAAAACAGCCUGGCCUGACCCGCUGCCCCUUGACCAUGUGAGUGGCUCUCCUCUGGACCCUGUCAAUGCUAGCUACAUCCCUCUUGACGUGUGGCGCCCAGAACCGGAUGCAGUACUCCAACUGCGGCCUGACCAGUGCCACAUAGAGAGGAAGGAUCACCUCCCUGGACCUGCUUAUGAUGCAUCUGUAGAUGCACAACAAGCUGCUUAUGAAAAGAAGUAUCUACCAGGUAAAAGUGCCUUAACAACCACUGUGGUUGUAAUUUUUACUAUAGUCAUGAUAAUUUCUACAGCUGCAGUUUGGUACCUAUGCAAAAGAGGUAUUUCUUCUGCUUCUGGACCUUCAUGUACAGCACGCCAUUCAACAGCUCAAGUACCAUACAGUGAUGAAACUGUUCUUGUAGAUGCAGAAGAAAAUGAAUAUUCUGCUUAAAUUUAAAAUCACUGUAAAAUUUCAUAUUUAAAUACCAAAAAGUGACAACCUGUCAUCUGUUUCAGAUUUGUUUCAGACGUACAACUACUUAAAUAUGUGCAUAACUUUGCUCAUGUCGGUAAUGUGCUGGCUGUUGUUAGGAAAUGGAUAGAAAAGAUGGUUUAAGACAAACAUCAGAGUAUCUCAUAUGGGGCUGUCAAGCAUUCAUAUUCAUAAAGUAUACUGACUGUAUAUUGCAGUAUUUCACUGUAUGAUUUAGUGAUGUGACAUUCUGAAAGGAGUAAGCAUUUAAUUAUAUCACAGAUGUUAAAACUUCAAAUUCUGCAGUUUUCUAUAAAGAAGGUUUUUUUUAAAAACAAAAUUAUCUUUGUUCAUGAUCUCCUUUUUCAUUCCUGUGAAUAUUUUAGUAAAACACAUUUGGAAAAAAUGGUUAAUUUGGAAUUAAUGUUGCUGAAAACUUUGAGUGUAUUUGCACUGGUCCUAAUUCAAAGAGUUACUGAUUACAUAGAAACAAGUUAUAUUAACUUGUGGCCAGCUAAAAUACAGUCUGAAUUUGAAACUAUUUAGCCUUACAGGGCUUGUUAAAGAUGAGCUAUAAGUCAAAUAUUGUAGUAAAUAAUUUUAAGCAACACACAUUUUAGUUGUUUGAUGGUAACUUAUAAAAAGAAUUUGGAAAAAAAAAUCACAUUUUUAUUUGAUUGCAGUUAGAAUUCUGAGUCCAGCUUUUCAAAAAGGUCUCUUAUUUAGACUCUAACUACAUGAUUGAAGUGUAAUUCAUGGUCCCGACCUUCAAAUUUGAUAUUUGUAGUCAGAUCCUUAAAUCCAUAUUAAGUUGGACAGCAAAGAGGGUCUAUUUGUGUUGAUCAUGUUUCAGUGCUGUUGGCUGCUGGAUAGCCAUCUGCAUGCCUUCUGCUUAUCUUCAGUGACUACAGAAUUAGUAACUAGUUUGCACUGUAUAGAAACCAAUGAAAAUAUGCCAGUCUCUACCCA